CGAUUGCAGUUAGGGAGUGGACACAUGUUUACUUAAAUGGAUAAAUAAACAUUAUUAUCACAACUCGUAUAGACAGUUAUUAGUAAUGGACUUUAAACAAUAAAAUUUAAAUAAGAAUCAAGGUAUCGUUUAUCGACCAUCAGUCAAAGAACAAAACAUAAUAAAUACUUCACACUACGUAUCUAAUUGAUUGUUUUUGAACAUACGUGUAGUAACUAAAUGAAUUUUGUUUCAUUAUAUAAUGUGAUUUCUGAUACGACAGUCAUGAAGAAUAUUUUAGCGGGAUUGUCGAUUUUAUUAUGGUCUAUAUUGCAUACUGGGUAUGCUGAUACCAGUGGAUGCAAAGGUUGCCUGAUUCUCACUCCGUUUAUCAAAAAUGGAAGCGCCAGUGAAGCCAGAAAGCUAUCACAAAUAGAUGAUAAAAAUUACUAUGGAAUAAUUAGCCACACUGGCUUUAUUACUGUGAAGGAGACAUACAAUUCCAAUCUAUUCUUUUGGUUCUUCCCGCAUCAGUUUGGACUGGCGAUGGUGCCAUGGAUUAUCUGGUUGCAAGGCGGUCCAGGAUUUUCCUCUCUAGUGGGACUCUUCGACAUGUUUGGGCCAAUUAAAAUUGAAGACGGAACAGUAAAAUUGCGGAACGUGACGUGGGCAAGCGAUUAUUCCCUGUUGUUCAUUGACAACCCUGUUGGAGCUGGAUUUAGUUUUACAGAAGAUGAGCGAGGAUAUGUCAACAACGAAGAUGAUGUUGGCGAACAAUUAUUAGAAUUUAUUCAGCAAUUUCUAGAAAUGUUUCCGGAAUUAAGAACAGCUCCGUUGUUCAUAACUGGAGAAUCUUAUGGUGGAAAGUACGUUCCAGCAUUCGGUAUCCAGAUACAAAGGCAUAAGACUGAUCGUCAUCCAAUUAAUUUGAAGGGUUUGGCAAUAGGCAACGGUUUGAUAGACCCUAGAUCUAUGAUGCACUACAGUGAUCUGGUCAAUGUUAUUGGUAUCUUAGACGAUUCCCAUAUUGAGCGUUUGAGGGUUAUGGAGGAGAAUGUUGUCAAACUUAUCGAUGAAGUGAGAAUGGUUGACGCAGCUAAUAAAUUCAAUGAAACAAUAGAAUUUAUUAAAAAGAACAGCGGUAUUAGCGUGUAUAAUUUCAACCGGAAUCCCUCAAACGGGCUGCCGAGUUUCGAAUCCUACAUAAACAGGCCUGAUGUGAGGGAUGUCAUACACGUUGGAAACGCAUCUUUUAAUUACAACAACCAGGUGGUGUAUAAAAAAAUGUUGCCUGAUAUUAUGAACAGUACAAAACCGUUUAUUCAAGAGUUGUUGGAACAUUAUGGAGUUAUGAGUUACAGUGGACAAUUGGACAUCAUUGUGGCGUAUAGUUUAUCGAAACACACAUACAAACUACUGGAGUGGUCUGGACGGCAGGAAUAUGAACGAGCUCCUCGAAAGCGGUUACGGAGGUUUAUCAAUGGAACUAUUGUGGGGUAUAAAAAGAGUGGAGGGAAUUUUACGGAGGUACUCGUCCGCAAUGCCGGUCACAUGGUGCCCGUCGAUCAGCCGGAGGUCGCAAAAUUCAUCAUAGAUCGUUUCAUCGACGAAUAUAAAUAAAUAUAAACCUAACAUAAUCAUUAAAUAAGAAAACAGAAGCACAAUGAAUACAAUACUGUCGUGCUAAAGUCAAAAGCGGUAUCU
Messenger RNA from Manduca sexta (tobacco hornworm), 1683 nucleotides. Its product is annotated as venom serine carboxypeptidase. The transcript is spliced from 8 exons. Gene Ontology annotation, molecular function: serine-type carboxypeptidase activity. The record is from RefSeq and is a predicted model, not a curated record. The coding region runs from base 220 to 1599 and encodes 459 amino acids. NCBI's taxonomy places the organism in Eukaryota, Metazoa, Arthropoda, Insecta, Lepidoptera, Sphingidae. Gene Ontology annotation, biological process: proteolysis.